This is a messenger RNA of Ceratosolen solmsi marchali, 1846 nucleotides long. RefSeq names its product desmosome associated protein-like protein pinnin (gene Pnn). Gene Ontology annotation, cellular component: catalytic step 2 spliceosome. Bases 339 to 1478 code for a protein of 379 amino acids. The record is from RefSeq and is a predicted model, not a curated record. The transcript is spliced from 5 exons. NCBI's taxonomy places the organism in Eukaryota, Metazoa, Arthropoda, Insecta, Hymenoptera, Agaonidae.
GGCAGGGGGGUUGUAGUGGCGGUGGAAGAAAGGGAUCAGGGACAGAGCUUUGGUAAUACGUCGCGAGGGCGAAGCGAGGAGAGAAAAGGGGGCGCGGCGGCGCGCCGAAUCGUCGACGAGCAGCUCGUGAUACGUGAACGCACCAAACGCUACCAGCGGUUGGCCUGCAACGCGGAAAAUGGCAGAUUACACGCGCGAGGAACAACAAAUCCGGCGUUAAGCCCGUGCAUCGCUGGGAGCCGAAGAGGGCCUGACGUUGGGGUUUGGGGUGCCGCUUGUCCUAGAGAACCGAUGAAAUAUAAGGCCCGGCUGGAGUCUUUGCAUUUACAGGGAUAAUCAUGAAGGAGCUGUGGGGAGCUGAGAAACUCGAGGCCGAGCUCGAGGCCGCUAAGGACGAUCUCCGUGGUCUCGAAAAGAAUAUCAGGAAGAUUUUAGGCAGAGACGUGCCCGAGGGCGAGAAUGGCGCCGUUCAGACCGCUAAUAGGAUUAUGCAAAAGCGACCUUUGCGAGAAGAUCGACGAAGGCAAGUAACAGACUUUCAGAAUAAUGAGUUUGGACCUAAGCGACGAUGGCAAGGUGGUAACAAUACGGAGCCAAAAACUGUGUUUAGUCGACUAAGUGCUAGAGUUCCAUCUACUGCCGACGAUAGUGGUGACGAGGAUGACAAUGCAUUUAAGCCUGCGGUGUCCUCUAGAGUUAUAGCUACACCCCGUGAAAUACCUUCGAGACAAGAUGUAAUACGUAGAGAGAGCACGGAUGAAAGGAGCAGACAGAGGAAUAAGCGAAUGUUUGGUGCGCUCUUAGGCACCCUGCAAAAGUUUCGCCAAGAAGAAACGAAGCUAAAAGCAAAGGAAGAUAAAAAGGCAGAAGUGGAAGCACGAGUGGAGGAAGCUAAACGGAGGGAAAAAGAGGAAUUAAAGCGAGAAAGACAGCAGUUAUUUUUUAAUCGAAAGCAGCAAUUAGCUCAAGUUAAAGCUCUUGAAGCGAAACUGGCCAGAAGUAAGCAAUUCCAGGAUUGGCGUGGUGCGCAAGUACCUCUUUUAAAUUUCAUUAAGACGAAAGCACAACCUGCUAUUUAUUAUUUACCAAAACGAAGUACACCUGAAACCGAUACAUUACUGCAAGAAUCUUCAAAAGAACUUAAAGCUGAAAUAGAUAGGAGAGAAAAAUCGUUAAUCGAUGAAUUGGAAUUAAUACAAGCACAAGUUGGCUUGGGAAAGAAUCAGUUAGAUAAAAAUAUAUCUAUCGCUGAAAAUCAAGAUCAGUCGUUAACAGAAGAACCGGACGAGGAGGAAAAUCGUGAUCCGAAUCCUGAGAAAAAUGGGGAUACAGAGAUGGUUGUCAUAGAGCCCGACGAUCAAACCUCAAAUCACAAUGAAGAUAUUAAUAUAAAGGUGGACUUGGAUAAAGAGGAACAAGAGAAUCAUCAUUUGAUCCUAGAAGAAAAAGAAGACAAGUUAGAAGAGAAUAAUGACUAGCGCUUGUUAUAAUUUUUUACACUGUAAAUAAAAGUAGCAAUCGCGUGUGUGCAAGUUCCGAGAAAAGAUAUAAAUUGAAUGAAUGGUUAUGUAUGCUUUGUAUUUGUGAAUUUCCAAGGAGGUUGUCAAACUCUACUAUUAUAGAUUUUUUAAUAUUUUUAUUAGUCAGAGUACAAUCCAGUAUAAGUCCGCAAGUAAUUCUUUUGCUAUCUGUGUGUAAAGCUUAGAUGUCCUAGGUUUCUUUCUGAAAGUUAAACAAAUGUGUAAAAUCUUUGUUUCCUUUAGUAAGUAUCUAUAUGCUUUCGAUUGAAAGCCAGCACUUAAGUUGUAAUAGUCAUUUUUAUAUAAAAAAUAAUUAUCACUUACAC